GACAAUGUGUGCCACCACAAUGUAACAAUUGUAGUGUAUUUUUUUGUUCAUGUUAGGCUGCUAAGACGUGGCUUCACUGUUUUUUUUCUUAUUAAACUUGAAGUUGUGUUUAAUUGAGUUGUAAUUAUUUCAAAUAUUGUAAAUUUUCCGAAGCUUUAUGUUCCUGGAAUAAGUUAAAUAAAAAAUCCCAAAUAUUUUUGACAAAAAUGUUUUAGUUGAAGCGAGAUGGCUAAAAAUAAAAGUGCACCAGUCAAAAAUUUGUGAUUAUGUAUUAGAUGUGGUUAACGGCUUAUGCUUGCUACUUUAGAAGUAGGUUAAACUUGUGACAUGCAACUAUAGUAAUUUGCAAACACUUUACUCUGUUCCACAGAUUGAAGUAGAAGAUCUUCAAGAGCAAUAAGUGAUAUAAUCUGAUCACGUGAAGACCGAAUGCUAAAGUGGAACAAAUUUCCUGUUGCCUUGCCAGCACAAAUUCAUUCAUAGGUUUUGCUCUGUCUACUUUAAUAGUAAGAUCUCAUGAGAUGAAAUAUAUAUUUUAUAGAUCUAUCAAUUUUCUAUAGUGAAUCCAUUAGUUUAUUUAUUUAUUGCUGCAAUAAUUUAUUUUUGGUGUUUUGUUUGUGACUUUGGAUAUUUUUUCAAGUGUACUGUUAAUUUGUUUCUGUCUGCCCAAGCCUAAAUAUCAAAAUUAGCAGUUUUUUUUAAAAAAAAGCAUGCAUAAGGACACAUAUGCAAAUUGAUUUGAUUUCCUGUGACAAAUUCAUGUAGAAUUGAAUUCUUAUUGUCCUCCUAUUGUCUUAAUUUUUUUUGGUCCUCAAGAUGGACAUAAAAGAGUCUUUUAUAAAUGAAAUCACAUUAUACAAAAUGCAACCCAGUUUUGCACAAAAAAAUGUUUUUUAUUGAGAUUGGGAUUUUGUGCUUGUUAAGGUGUUGUUCCAAAACACUUCACCAAAAGACAAGGUGUAAAUUCUAUAUCAAAUAGUAGGUCUUGUUUUGUUAUUAUUAUAUACUUCUCCUUUUCCUAGAAGAAAUGAAAUUAUGAAUGGGACAACAGAAAAAAAUACAUGCAGUAAUGAUGCAGAUGCUGAGAUACAGCUAGAAUAUUAUGAAGAUUAUGACGAUUCUUCCUCAGUCAUAAAAGAAGAAGACUUUGCCACAGUGUGUUGUGACUUCACAGAAAAUGAUUCACAAAAUGAGGAAUACAGACGAAUAAAUGACAUUGAUACUCCAGUCAUAAAGCCGUCCGAAUUAGAUUUGGAUAAAGAUGGCUGUAAGGUCAAUCAAGAUUUGUCACGCUGUACAAUGGUGUACAUUAUGGCAAAUCCAUACCAACACCUGUACCAACCAAGAAUGUACAGGGGCACAACUGUGCGAAGGAACGAAAUGCUAAGACCCGUAGAGUUUGGUGCAGUUAAUAAUGACGAGAAUAAUAAUGAAUUUCAGCAAGUCAUAACAUCUCCAAUAACCAAAAUGAAGCAAAUGACGCAAUCAAAAGAACAGAGAGAGUUUCUGGAGGAAAUCUGUUAUGGUAAUGAUGCUGAUGAUGAAAAUGGAGAUAUUGAUGACAUGUUUGCAUCAAUGACAAGACAUAAGGGAGGAUAUAAGCAGCUUAAAUGUCCAUUUUGCAAAAAGGCAUCCACAACUCCUGGUAACCUCAAACGACACAUGCGUAUCCAUACUGGUGAAAAACCAUACCAUUGUGAUGAAUGCAAUCUCAAUUUUACCCGUCUUACCGAUCUGAAAAGACACGCCUUAAGUCAUGCCGGUAUGAAGCUUUACAAGUGCCAGAAAUGUGGAAAAGGUUUUAGUUUGAAAGGCAACUUGGUACAUCAUUAUAAAAACGAUUGCGAAGUAAAUGAAGAAUACCAGUGCUCUAGAUGUGAUGAGCAGUUUUAUUCAAUCGAUCGUUUAAACUUGCACAAGAAAACAUCUUGUUCAGAGAGAGUUAAUGAAUGCAAAGAAUGUGGAAAGCGUUUUUCACAAGCUGGUAACCUGAAGCGGCAUAUGCGUACACACACUGGAGAAAAGCCAUAUGCUUGUACAGUUUGUGGUAAAGGUUUUGCUGGCACAUCUGACUUAAAACGACACCAAUUGAUUCAUACAGGAGAAAAACCAUACAUUUGUAGAAUAUGUGACAGAGGUUUUCGAAUCAAGUGUAACCUAACAAUUCACGAAAGAAUUCACACUGGUGAGAAACCAUUCAAAUGCAAUGAAUGUGGUGCGACGUUUCGAACAUCCAGUAACCUUUAUGCCCACAUACGAAAACACGAAUUGGCUAAACCAGAAGAAGAAAGCAUGUACACUACAAACAAAAUAUUGGUCUGAGUUUGUGGCUUGUAUUCUUUUCUUAAGAACCUUAAAGUCAAAGAAUGGUAAAGUAAUUGCAAAGCGAUCAUAAUUACAAAUUGUUUGCCGUAAAAAUAAUUGUGAAUCAGAGUUUCUAGUCUUAGGUUCCGUUUUUAAAGAACUGGCAAAAAUUGUGAGGCAUGGUAAAUUUUGAAAAUGUGGAAAAAGCGGAUAUUUAUCUUAUUUGGCGUUUCUUGUGGAUGUUGGAUUCUAUUGAGGCUUCUGUUUUGAUGUUGUCUGUUUUGAUGUUGUCUAUACAAUUAUGUAUUUUAAUAGAAAGGCUUGUUUAAGAUGGGAAAUUAAGCUUUUCUGAUUUGUUGUCUUUAAGAAAAGUUUUCAAUUUAUAUUCAAAUUUAGUUCUCUUAAAAAUAGCUCAUUCUUAUCUUGUUAGGGCAAAACUUUGUUUUUUAUUCAAGAAGGAAAUUCUUUGGGAAAUUGAUUUUUAAUGUGUGUAAUGUAUAUAGUGUGUGAAAAGAUUAUUUUGUUUUUAAAUUUGAUUACUUUAAUGAUUAUUUUUGUACAUUUAUUUGUUUUCUGUUUCAGAAUUUUUAUUUUUAUAUUACAGAUGGUGAUUUUCUUUUUUAAAUUUUAGUAUUGAUUAUUUAUUUUAAUUCUAUAUCUAGAUGUAUUUCUUUAAGUUUGACUCGUUUGAAUUUCUUUGGUAGUGAAACCAAGAUGUUUAUUGUAUGAUUGGUCACUGUUUAAAAACGUUGUGUAUAACAAGACAGUCUUCCACGUGUAGCAUUCACAGUUCUGGCAACCUUAAUUAAUCCUGUGCACUGCUGGGCAAUUUUUUGACAAUGUAGAAGGUAGUCUCUGUAAAAAACCAGGCUUGAAUUAAGUUUCCAUUGGUAAACAAGUUUAAAAAUACCUUCCUUAGUGUGAGUAAGGCUUGCAGGUUCUUUUGAUGUUACCUUUUUUCAUUUUUUUUUCAUACUUAUGUUAUAAGCUUGGUUUCCACUAACCUAUUUUUUGUUGCACAAGAGUUGUACAACUGUUACAACUUUAUUUUUUAUUAAAAUGCAUGUUCUUCAACAGAAGUGAAACAAGAGAUGUUUCACAACAAAGGUUAUUGGAUUUUUUUCUGCAACAGUUACACAACAUCUGCUGCACAACAAUUACAGACUUAAAUUGUGUAGUGUUCAGCAGUCAAAUUUGUUGAAAUGUUGAUCUAAAAAAAGCUGUUUAUUCACCUUGUUGGUGCCAGGACAAGUUAUCAUUUUAACUUUGCAUUAAAUUGUGGUAAAUGUAUAUUUAAUGUAAACAGUGAAUGGUUUUUACAAAAAUCUAAAUGUAAAAGGUAUUUCUUUUAAUGAUAAAAAGCGAAUAUUUUUCUGUCAUUUAACAUGCUUCUAUAAUGCAGAUUUUAAUUUUGGUGUCAUGUUAACAUAUUUCUAAAAUGUAUUUAGUUUUACAAUACAAUAUCAUUGCAAUAUUAUUACUAGAAUUUCAAUAUAGCUGAGUUAUGUCUUCUGUGCCAUCAAUAUGUAGUCUAUUGCGUAGUAUUGUCACCAUCUAUUAUUUUAAAUAAAAUUGUAAUUAUUAAUGUAUGGUACAACUUUUUAUUACCAGUACUGUGAUUCUUGCUGCUUCAAUACGAAAUUAUGUUUAUCAAUAUCUCUGUCAUUUGUCAAUUGGAAAUUGGAAAUAAACUUAGCAAUAUUUGUUAUAUGAAAAGUCAACUUUGCUUAGAAUAUUACCAGAGCACUUUAAUUUUCACAGUACUAGUGCAUCUGAAAAAAUACCACACCUGAGUUUUCUGCCAACAUAUUUUUAAUCAUUUUGAUUGAAUAAAGAUUUCAAACAUAACUUCAUACAACUGAGUAGCAUAGCAAUUGGUCAGUAUUGAUACCAGUGUUCUUAUAGUGCUCUGUACAUAGUAAAAUAAGUUUGAUGAUGAAUGAACUAUCCAAUAAUUGUUCUAUCUUACUCCAUAAUUUGAUGUUUUCUUCUGUUUCAACACUGAUAUUCAUAUAUUGUAUACAUGGGUUGUAGUCAGAAAUAUUCUUGAUGUUCUUGCUAUGUUCUUGAGUUGUAAUUUUAGAAAAUAUUAAUUAGAUUAUUCAUAAAUAAUAUAUUAUAUAGAAAUAGGAAAUUUUAGAGAAAAAGAGUAUUGUAUAAAGAUAAUUAGUCUUUAAAACAUUGCUUUUUAUAUUACCUUCUUGUGGUUUAUUUCAGGAUUUUUCACAACCUGCUAAAUCACAAUUUUCGAUUCAGAUUUAAAUCA
Messenger RNA from Hydractinia symbiolongicarpus, 4570 nucleotides. Its product is annotated as zinc finger protein 664-like. Gene Ontology annotation, molecular function: RNA polymerase II cis-regulatory region sequence-specific DNA binding; DNA-binding transcription factor activity. Gene Ontology annotation, biological process: regulation of transcription by RNA polymerase II. The transcript has 2 exons. The record is from RefSeq and is a predicted model, not a curated record. The coding region runs from base 1036 to 2322 and encodes 428 amino acids. NCBI's taxonomy places the organism in Eukaryota, Metazoa, Cnidaria, Hydrozoa, Anthoathecata, Hydractiniidae.